UCCAUUCCACGGAAGAUGGCCUCGCAAAAUCUGGUAUUGUUGGAGGAAGAUGAAGUUGUUAGCGGGGCUCAGCUUAUCGCGGAGUCCCUAAGAUACAAGUAAGAGCGCUGGGAAAUUGAAUACAUGUUUGGCAUUGUUGGUGUUCCUAUAACAGAAGUAGCAACUGCUGCACAAGCAAGUGGAAUUAAAUAUAUAGGAAUGCGCAAUGAACAAGCUGUAAGCCUCUAUGCAGCUUCUGCUGUGGGGUAUUUGACUGCCCGGCCUGCCGUAUGCCUUGUUGUUUCUGGCCCUGGUCUUGUAAAUGCUCUGGCUGGAAUGGCAAAGGCAAAUAUGAACUGCUGGCCAUUGAUUGUCAUUGGAGGCUCCUCUGACAGAAAUCAAGAGACUAUGGGAGCUUCAGAAUUCCCACAGAUUGAAGCAUGUAGACUUUAGCAAUUUUCUGUCAGACCAAGCAGUCUAGAAGCUAUUCCUGCAAUUAUCGAGAAGGCUGUGAGAACCAGUAUUUAUGGACGCCCAGGUGCCUGCUAUAUUGACAUACCUGGAGACUUUGUAAAUCUGACAGUGAAGAAAAGCUCUGUCAAGUACAUUGAUUGCUGUCCUGCACCUCCUAUCAGUAUGGCUGAAGAGAUGACCAUUUCAAAAGCAGUUUCAUUUAUUUUACAUUCCAAGAAACCACUUUUAAUUAUUGGCAAAGGUGCUGCUUACUCACGUGCUGAAAACAGCAUCAGGAAAUUGGUGGACCAGUGUGGGCUUCCAUUUUUGCCUACGCCAAUGGGGAAGGGAGUUGUUCCUGACAACCAUCCAUAUUGUGUGGCUGCAGCCAGAUCUAGGGCACUACAAUAUGCUGAUGUGAUAGUGUUACUUGGAGCCAGACUGAAUUGGAUUCUGCAUUUUGGACUUCCACCAAGAUUUCAGCCAGAUGUAAAAGUUAUUCAGGUAGACAUUUGUGCUGAAGAGCUGGGAAACAAUGUGAAACCUGCUGCAGCCUUGUUGGGAGACAUAAAAGCAGUGACUGAUCAGCUUUUAGAUGAAUUUAACAGGAAACUUUGGAAAUACCCUUCAGAUACAGAUUGGUGGAAAGAUCUUCGAGCUAAAAUGCAAAGCAACGUGGCAACAUCUAAGGCACUAUCACUAGAAAAACAGUUGCCAAUGAAUUACUAUACAGUAUUCCAUCAUGUAAGGGAACUUUUGCCAAAGGAUUGUAUUCUGAUCAGUGAGGGAGCAAAUACAAUGGAUAUUGGGCGCACCAUGCUCCCAAAUUAUCUUCCUCGGCACAGGUUGGAUGCUGGUACCUUUGGGACAAUGGGAGUUGGACUUGGUUUUGCAAUUGCAGCUGCUAUGGUUGCUAAAACCUGUAAUCCUGAGCAGCGAGUGAUCUGUAUAGAAGGCGAUAGUGCAUUUGGUUUUUCUGGUAUGGAAGUGGAGACACUUUGCAGGCAUAACUUGCCAGUCAUUAUAAUCAUAGUCAACAACAAUGGAAUAUACACUGGCUUGGACUCAAACACCUGGAAGGAUAUGCUGAAGCUUGGAGAACCUUCUACAUACGCACCUCCAGUAGCUUUGUUGCCAGAUGCUCGCUAUGAGCAGAUUAUGUCUGCCUUUGGUGGCAAAGGGUACUUUGUUCAAACACCGGAAGAAUUACAAACUGCCCUGAGAAAAAGCUUAGCUGAAAAGCUUGUCCCUUCUCUCCUUAAUGUCAUGAUCAACCCACAAUCAUACAGAAAAAUGCAAGAUUUUCACUGGCUGACCCGUUCUAACAUGUAACAGACGAUGAAAAAACUUGAAGUAAAAUCCCUAUGUAAACUCAACGGAUGUCCAGAUUCAACAGCAUAAUUACAGUUGCUAGCUGUUCUUACAAAUUGAAUGAACAUGUUGAUUGCUAUGUAUAAGGAAGGAUUGCUAAUUACAUACAUUUUGCCAUUUUGGGAGAGAAAGGCAAAAGAUUUAUACGAUCUGAAGAGAAACCAGAUAAACCAAUUUUCUGGGAGAGAAAAGACAUCUAACUUCUAUUUCUUUUUCCACUGCUUGUAUCAGCUUUUGAAAGCAUUUACUUUAAUGCCUGCCCAUUGAUCUUAAAAACAAGAGGUACAUAACGUACUGAUUCACUUUUGCUUUCUUUGUAUUUUUAUAGCAUGGGAAUGCAACAGAGCCUUUUCUGUGUCUUUCAUUAGAGAAACCUUCGCAAACUAUGUACCAUUUAGAUGUAUGAUUUAACUCCUGUUGAAAUCUAUAGUUGCUUAAAACUGCUGGAGUAUGCAUUUUGCAUGCUUAAUUUACAUCACUGAAUAUUUUUUUUCAAAUUAAAUUACCUUGUUCUGUCAGUCACUUGUAUUCUUGUACUCUUAUCUAUGUUUAUUGUUUUAAUUGGCUUUGUAGUAUGCUUUACUAACUUUAAUUGCAUAUCAUCGAGUUUGUAUAAGUUAGGCGGCCAUAUACAUUUCUUUAAAAGUCAUAUUGUUAUGAAUCGUCUCAUAGAUACCACGGAGAAGUUAGCAAAAGCUUGAAACCAAAUAAAUUAUUAUAUGAAA
Molecule: messenger RNA, 2528 nt
Organism: Thamnophis elegans (Western terrestrial garter snake)
Lineage: Eukaryota; Metazoa; Chordata; Lepidosauria; Squamata; Natricidae
Gene: HACL1
Product: 2-hydroxyacyl-CoA lyase 1
Biological process (GO): fatty acid alpha-oxidation
Cellular component (GO): peroxisome
Molecular function (GO): catalytic activity; magnesium ion binding; thiamine pyrophosphate binding
Source: RefSeq, a predicted model, not a curated record